Cutaneotrichosporon cavernicola is the source of this 930-nucleotide messenger RNA. RefSeq lists its product as uncharacterized. NCBI's taxonomy places the organism in Eukaryota, Fungi, Basidiomycota, Tremellomycetes, Trichosporonales, Trichosporonaceae. Bases 1 to 930 code for a protein of 309 amino acids. Gene Ontology annotation, cellular component: cytoplasm; cyclin-dependent protein kinase holoenzyme complex; nucleus. The record is from RefSeq and is a predicted model, not a curated record. The transcript is spliced from 6 exons. Gene Ontology annotation, molecular function: ATP binding; cyclin-dependent protein serine/threonine kinase activity; cyclin binding. Gene Ontology annotation, biological process: protein phosphorylation; regulation of gene expression; G1/S transition of mitotic cell cycle.
AUGACGGCGCCAGGAAGGCUCCUUGCGUCGGGUGUGCAGGGUGACGUGUACUUAAGUCGUCGCACCACUCUCGUGGCAGUCAAGGUGGUCCACGCCCCGAAGGACGGGGACGAUCCACAGUUGAGACCACAUAACGCCGCCCGCGAGGCGCGCCUCCUCGCCAGCCUCAGGCAUCCUAAUAUCGUCACUCUCCUAGAUUACACCUACGACGGCGCACACUACCUCACUCUCGAGGCGCUGCCACUACCUCUUCCCAUCGUCAUGUCCAACCGGGCAGCCUUCAUGUCCGUCGCGCGCGGUCUCUUCUCCGCCCUUUCCUUCCUCCAUUCCCGCGGGGUAGCUCAUCGCGAUAUCAAGCCGGACAACGUCCUCCUCUCAGUCGAGGGGAUACCAAAACUCAUCGACUUUUCUACUGCCUGCACCGAGGGGGACAACUCGGUGUGCCAGGUUGACCGUAUCGCGCUCCUGAACUGCUUUUCGGGCCGCAUAGGUAUGACGCGCGAGCGCUGGAUCUACUCCAGCAGCUCGAUAAGCAGUCCUGGCAUCUCGGACGAUGGUACGGCCCUCUUCAACGCGGCGUUUGGCGACCUUGGGCUAGCAGGCAGCAUAUUCAGCCUUUUGGGUGCGCCAAUAUCUGAGACGUGGCCUUCAUUCACGACCCUCCCCGAUGCCGACAAGAUACAUUUCGACCCAAAGGCCGCAAAGGACAUUGGGAGCGUGCUGCACGCCCCCGAGGGCGCAUUACGUAUCCUCGAAGCUGUACUCCGGCUCGAUCCGGCACAGCGGGUCAGCGCGGAGACUGUGCUUCUCAUGAUGAACGAGGAUGGCGACGGCGUGCUGGACGAGAUCAAGGAACGCGCGAUGUCGGAGUGGGAGAAGAUGGAGCAGUUCCUUGAGACAGGGGAGCAGUGGCUGGGGAGAUAUACCUGA